Papaver somniferum (opium poppy) is the source of this 1110-nucleotide messenger RNA. RefSeq names its product plant intracellular Ras-group-related LRR protein 5-like. Lineage: Eukaryota; Viridiplantae; Streptophyta; Magnoliopsida; Ranunculales; Papaveraceae. The record is from RefSeq and is a predicted model, not a curated record. The transcript has a single exon. Gene Ontology annotation, molecular function: protein binding. The coding region runs from base 1 to 1110 and encodes 369 amino acids.
AUGCACGAUCUUGUGCAUGAUCUUGUGCAUGAUCUUGCGGAAGAAGUUCGUGGGGAAAAUGAAUUGGCAGCUCUCAAGGCAAGUGAGUUUACAGAUGUUUCUAAAGUUCGUCGGUUGAGGUUAGAAUUAGACGAAGAUAUAUCAAAAACAUUUCUGAAGAAGUUAAGUAACGCGAAGAAGCUGCGUACAAUUUUCGCCCCCGAAGGUUCUAACGUGGAUCCUCUUAUAUUUUCCAGAAAUAACAACUUACGUGUGCUUCAUGCGGUUCUUUCACCAAAUUUCACUUUUCCAAAGUUGUCUUCUUUGAGUCUCAAUCUGAGACAUUUAAGGUACCUUCGCCUUAACUCUCUUGAUAUGAGGAAUGUAUCGAAUGGUCAGUCCAUUGGUAAACUUUAUAAUUUGGAGACGUUGGUAUUUACCAACUUCUAUGGUGUUCAAAAUCUUCUUACAAACAUUCAUUCUUUGCAAAAAUUAGGAUAUCUUGAAGUCUCGUGGACGGUUAUGGAAGAGUUACCUGAUUCUGUCACAAGUCUUUGUAAUUUGCAAACCUUGGAUCUCAACAACUGCGAAUUAAAAGUCAUUCCUGACUCUAUCUCUGGUUUGAAAAAUCUAACAUCUCUAAAUUUAUCUUAUAACCCUUUCGAAGAAUUACCCGUUUCUAUCAUCACCCUCUCCAGUUUGCAAACGUUAGAUGUCAACACCUGCAAUAAUUUAAAAGUUUUACCUGAGUUUGUGUCAGAUCUUUGUAAUUUGCAGAUAUUUGAUUUCAGAAACUGCCCAUUGUUGAAGGCAUUACCCAUAGAUUUUGGAUCAUUAACUCAGUUGAGGUCUCUUAACCUAGUAGGUACUGAAAUCACAUUGUUACCGGAGCCAUGUUCUAAUCUUGAAAAUCUUGAGUUUGUGAAUUUUUCCCUUUGUGAGUCUCCAAAAGAUGUAAAGAAUUGGGCAAAAGUUAGAAAAUUUUAUCACAAUCCGCUGGGAAACCCCACAAUAUUGGGCAUAGGAAAACUAGUUUGCCUCGAGGAGUUGUAUUACAUGGUUCCAGAAAAACAACCUGAAUGUGAUGUUGGUAUUCAAGACUUAGGCAUAGGAAAACUAGUUUGGGCAUAG